AUGCAAAGCUCUGUCGAUAAACUCAAGUCUGGGUUUGAGGCGACGAUCCAGUCCUUGAAUAGCGACGAACCUAUUCCUCCCUGGCACGCCCUUUCCCUCGAUCCCAUAUCAGAAUUCGUGCCUUGUGUGGACGGAUAUUCUUCCUUUUCCUCUAACCACACAUAUGCGUGCAAUAAUGUUGAUUUAUAUGCGUUUGUACCGCAUUGGGCUACGGGCAGCAAAAAUCGUGUUGGGAAUGAUGUAUGGGGCUGGACUGAUAGGGAAAGUGGACGAGAAUUCGGAAUGGUAGGACAGGGAGACGGGACAGCGUUUGUGGAGAUUCAGCCCGACGGAAGCGUUGAUUAUCUCGGGCGUCUUCCGACACAGAGUGUUGAUAGCAUCUGGAGAGAUAUCAAGGUUAUCGGAAACAUUGCGUAUAUUGGAAGUGAAGCCGAAGGACACGGUGUGCAAGUGUUCAAUCUCAGCAAAUUAUUGGUACCUGGGCUUAAAAACGCACCCAAGAAAUACAACAUCACCACGGAUCUGACUGCCCUCUUUGAUGAGUUGCCGAUUGGUAGAUCACACAACAUAGUAUCUCACAGCGCCAAGCCUCUUAUCGCCGCCGUUGGCUCUAUGCCUAGAAACGACUCCUGCGCCGCUGGAUUGAUUUUCAUCGACGUAUCUGAUCCCGAGAACCCCAAGGGCGUUGGUUGCGCCAGCGAAGACGGAUAUGUGCACGACGCGCAGUGUUUGACGUAUCAUGGUCCACAUGUUGAGUAUGAGGGUACUGACAUUUGUUAUUCUUUCAAUGAAGAUGCAUUUACUAUCUAUGACAUCUCCAACACCUCUUCUCCUAUCAUCAUUUCGACCACGCCUUAUUAUGGCGUAUCGUACUCUCACCAGGGCUGGGUAGUCGACGAAACUGACCAGAGAUAUCUGUUAUUGGACGACGAGUUGGAUGAGGUUUUUUCUCGAGGAUGGGCCUCAGACAAUACAACCGUUACCUACAUUUGGAACAUCGAGGACCUUGAACAUCCCGUCCUGACAGGUCAUUUUAACUCGGCUGUUAAAGCAAUUGACCAUAAUCUCUACAUUGUCGAUGGUCUCGCAUACGAAGCCAAUUACAAAGCAGGUCUUCGUGUUAUCGACGUCAGUAGUAUCACAGAGGAUCCUACCGGAUCAUCAUUCGAGGAAGUUGCGUUCUUCGAUGUUUUCCCUGAAGACGACGACGUUGGGGGUGUGGCUGAAUUUUCUGGUGCUUGGAGCUCUUAUCCAUACUUCGAAAGUGGUUUCAUAUUAGUGAACUCGAUGGAUAGAGGGUUGUUCGUCUUGAAACUCACGAAUUGA
Lentinula edodes (shiitake mushroom) is the source of this 1326-nucleotide messenger RNA. RefSeq lists its product as uncharacterized. The transcript has 7 exons. Bases 1 to 1326 code for a protein of 441 amino acids. Gene Ontology annotation, cellular component: extracellular region. Lineage: Eukaryota; Fungi; Basidiomycota; Agaricomycetes; Agaricales; Omphalotaceae. The record is from RefSeq and is a predicted model, not a curated record.